GCAGAAGGAAGGCCAGCGAGAUGGUGCCUCCUUUGAUGUCCCCACCGGCAGGGAAGGCGUCGCGCCUGGGACUGUCGUUUGCUGCAGCAUCAGCAGCAUCGCCCUCAGCAGCAUCUGGAGGAUGUGCUCCGCUUUUGCAGUUGCCCCUUUGCAAUUCCCCGUUAAGCCGCUGCCAAAGGGAAAGGAAGCCAGCAAAGAAAAGGAGGUGUCUAUGGGGUAGGAAAGGUGGGUCCCGGCUAUAAUGGGGCCGGGGAUCCGGGAUUCUGCCUUCUUGCUGCGCAGCCUGGAGAAGGACCCUCUGCUCCAUGAAAGCCACCCGGGAAAAGGAACGGUAACUUCCAGUGGAGAAAAGAGCCAUCCAAAUGCCAAGGAACUAAAGAACGACCCAAAUGCCAAGGAACUAAAAAAAUCACUGCCCCAAGUAAGACCAUCUCCCAACAGGCCAAGCAAAAAUGUUUGUUCUCCAACUGAAAAGAGUUCCUGUUUGGCUCCAGACAAUAGACAGACACCUUUUCACUACAAAGAAAAAAACCAGCUUUGUGAAGGUCACCAACAAAACAGAACAAGAGAUGCUUGCACUUCUUCAAACAGAGCGCCCAGGUUAAAAAAGGAGCCUGUGGUUAGAAAACGUUAUGAGGUCGGAGAGAGUAAAAACCUUUCUGCAUUUAAGGAUAAAUCCUGGAGUGAUUUCAGCAAAGCUGAAGAUACGCUGAUUCAGAAUUUUUACUACAAAGAAAAAGGGCAUUUAGGGCAGAACUCUGGAGGGCCUUUGGAGGAACCAGGCCCUUGCAGUCCUGUACGCCCGGGUCCUUCUGCUGAUCCCAUGUUUCUUGACUUUGAAUCCGUACGAAUUAUAAAAGAGGAUUCUGAUGGGGACAGUGCCAGUGACCUUUCUGACUCAGAGAGAAUUCCCAUUCCCCCCUCGCCAUGCACACCUCCUGAGCUCAACCUCCGAGCAGAAGAAAUCGACCCACUUUAUUUUGAACACCUCUUUGAUGCCAAAUUUAAACAGCCCGAUUAUUAUUACCCAGAUUUCCUCCCACCCCCUUACAACACUUGGGAUUUGAAAGGGCUUGCAGUGUUUGUCAACACAGAAUGCAGAUCAGAACCAGAGGUUCAAGCUGUGGGAUUUCUUGAGAAGUACAUUGAUCGGCUUUUGGAGUUGGAGUGGCUGCAGAUACAAACGAUACAAGCUGAGCAAGGAAAAUCAGCCAAAUCUAGGCCUCAGACUGCUGGUGUCCUUCGGACCUUAAAAAGUCCUGGGAAAAGCAAAUCAUUGCAUAGUCCUUUGCCAAACAAACAGCUGACUCCCCAUGAAGGCUUUCCUAGACUCCUCACCAGCCAUUCAGGUCCCAGAAGAGACUUGCAUGCUGAAAGAAUCAGCCAGUUUGUUCCCUAUGAGAGUCAUUCAAAAGGAGCUGAGGCCAAGUGUAGCUCAUUGGCUCACCAGCGGCGAUCUAGUGAAGUGAAGAGUGAGGCAAAAAAGCGGACCACCACCAAGCAACAGCUUCAUAGUAGGCAUCCUUCUGAUUCAAGCUCUAUGAUUCAAGGAGCUGGCAACAUUAGACCACUCAAGCCAUCCCCCUCCUUCCAUAGUUCAACUGUUCCUCUCAAGGGGCUAGCUGCCUGUGCAUCUGCAAACCCCAAGAAAAAUGGAAAUGCAAACAAUUGCCUUCCUUCCAAAAAUGCUUCAGUGGACAAGAAGCUGAAAGCAAAUGGUGUGAAGCAGACACCAUGUAAAUUUAAAUGAUGUUGUGAUGGGUCUUGUUAUAGUAGGCCCUCGAAACCCUUCCUGUGUAGCAGAAAAGGAUAGAAUACAGUGAGGUUAGACCUUCAUAGAUA
Molecule: messenger RNA, 1842 nt
Organism: Sceloporus undulatus (fence lizard)
Lineage: Eukaryota; Metazoa; Chordata; Lepidosauria; Squamata; Phrynosomatidae
Gene: FAM217B
Product: family with sequence similarity 217 member B
Exons: 4
Coding region: 242-1750 (502 amino acids)
Source: RefSeq, a predicted model, not a curated record